This is a messenger RNA of Wasmannia auropunctata (little fire ant), 5422 nucleotides long. It is a transcript of the gene Ptr, whose product is annotated as patched domain-containing protein 3-like. Bases 382 to 3648 code for a protein of 1088 amino acids. NCBI's taxonomy places the organism in Eukaryota, Metazoa, Arthropoda, Insecta, Hymenoptera, Formicidae. The transcript has 9 exons. The record is from RefSeq and is a predicted model, not a curated record. Gene Ontology annotation, cellular component: cytoplasmic vesicle membrane; plasma membrane.
AGUCCGUAUCCCGCUUCCCGGCGACGACGUUCGGCUCGCGCGCUCGCCUUCACGCUCGCCUCGGCAAACGAAUUCUCGACCGUCGAUCAUGACACGCGGACGGACGAGGACGUGCAGGUGAAAGACGUUUUCCCGCGUCUCCCCCCCGCCCUCCCUCCCCUCCUUCGUCGGUCCGAUCGAAGAGGACAAGAGGAACACUCGCGGCGAAGUGCCACCGCGAGGAGGAGAAGAACGGAAGUGAGAAGACGAGAAAGAGGAAGAAAGGGAAGAAGAGAGAUCGAUAUCGGCUCGGAUACCGCCGGAAGAUCUAGUUGAUGGUGACAAAGUUUAUUGUGGAGAGUUUGUGGAGGGUUUAAACGCGCCUCCGGCCGAGGAGCAAAGAUGUGGCACCUGACGUGCGUCGACGACUUUUUGAAUCGCGCGUUUUACAAGGUUGGCCUCUUUGUCGGUCGACACCCCGGCUACUUCGUAAUCGUGCCGAUACUGCUGGCGUGCAUAUGCUUCACCGGCUACCAGAGGAUACACUACGAAAUCGACCCGGAAUACCUGUUCUCGCCCGUCAACGGCCCCGGCAAGACCGAGCGAGCGAUAGUCGAGCAGUACUUUAAAGUCAAUUACAGCCACCAAUUCAAUGUCGGUCGUAUCACACGACCAGGCCGAUUCGGUCAUGUAAUCGUGAUUCCGAAGGAUGGCGGGCAUAAUAUGCUGAAGAGCGCGAUCUGGCAGGAGCUGAGGGAGCUCGACUGGCUGAUCAGGAAUGUCACGGCGAGAUACGAGGACGAGGAAUUCACCUACGAACAGAUCUGUGCGCGAUGGCUCGAUCAGUGUUUCAACAACGACAUCCUAAAUCUCCAUCACAUAAUAAAGGAAGUGGAGAGGCGAGAGCUGAAUCUUACGUUUCCGGUGAUGUUCAAUCCGAUCACCUGGGACGCUCAUCUGUUUCCGGUCUUCUUCGGCGGAAGCGUUAUCAAUAGCGAUCACACCAUAGAGUCUGCGCCCUCGGUGCAGCUCGCCUACUUCAUCACCGUCGACAGUCCACGGCAGGAUGCAAUCGGCGCCGCUUGGGAAGAGGCUUUUCUGGAAGUCGUCGGCAAGGCCGAGGACGGAGGUGCGUUUAAGCACAUUAGCACCGCGAGAUUCGCCUCGAGGACCCUCGAGCUGGAGCUGGAGGCCAACACGAAGACGGUCGUGCCGUAUUUCGCCAGCACGUUCAUCAUAAUGGGCCUCUUCUCGGUCGUGACGUGCAUGAUGACCGACUGGGUGCGCAGCAAACCUUGGCUCGGUCUUCUGGGCAACAUCUCGGCCGCGAUGGCGACCGUUGCCGCUUUCGGAUUGUGCAUCUACCUGGGGAUCGACUUCAUCGGCCUCAAUCUCGCCGCGCCAUUCCUCAUGAUAGGAAUAGGGAUCGAUGACACCUUCGUUAUGCUAGCGGCCUGGAGAAGGACGAGCAUCUCCAAACCGGUGCCGGAAAGAAUGGCGGCGACAUUGAGCGAGGCUGCCGUCAGCAUCACCAUCACGUCCUUGACGGACAUGAUAUCCUUCUUCAUUGGCAUCUUGUCGCCUUUCCCUUCGGUCCAAAUUUUUUGCAUUUACUCAGGUUUCGCAGUGGUCUUCACUUUCCUAUUUCACAUAACGUUCUUCAGCGGAUGCGUCGCGAUCAGCGGUUAUUGCGAGCAAAGAAAUUUGCACAGCGUCGUCUGCUGCAAAGUGGAGCCGCUGUCGAAAUCCACUCAUCGAUCGUGGCUGUACAGAGCGUUGUGUUCCGGCGGGAUUGAUCCCGACGAUCCUCACAAUCCGAUCGACAAUCCCGAGCACGGAUGUAUGACUUGGUUCCGCGACUAUUUGGCGGCUGCGCUAAAUUAUCGUCCCGUGAAAGCGAUUAUCAUCGUCGUUUUCAUAUGCUACCUUCUCGGGGCCCUUUACGGACUUACGAACCUUCAGGAGGGAUUGGAUCGACGCAAGCUUUCCAAGGAAGAUUCCUACUCGAUCGCCUUUUACGACCGCGAAGAUUAUUACUUCAGAGAAUACCCUUACAGGAUACAGGUGAUAAUAUCCGGCGAAUACGACUACAGUGAUCCGAUGAUCCAGCAGCAGGUAGAGAACCUGACGAGUAGCCUCGAAGCGAGUAAAUACAUUAGCGCGCCGGUCUACACCGAGAGCUGGUUACGCAGCUUUAUCAGCUACGUGACGCGCAACGAGGAUUACCUGAACAAGAGCAUCACGAACGAGCACGACUUCAUCAAGAAUCUUAAGGAGAUCUGGCUCUACCCGAACAGCGCUUUCACCCUGGAUGUUAAGUUCGACGAGACGGGCGAGAAGAUCGUGGCGAGCCGGUUCCUGAUACAGGCGGUGAACGUGAGCGGUACCAAUCAAGAGAAGGAGAUGGUGAAGCAGCUGCGCGGCAUAUGCGCGGCGUCGCCGCUCAACGCGAGCGUAUUCCAUCCAUACUUUGUGUUCUUCGAUCAGUUCGAACUAGUGAGGCCGACCAGCAUUCAGUGCAUGAUAUUCGGCGCCCUCGUGAUGAUGCUCAUCAGCUUCAUCUUCAUUCCAAACAUCUUCUGCUGCCUGUGGGUCGCCUUUUGCAUCGUGUCGAUCGAGCUGGGUGUGGCCGGCUACAUGGCGCUGUGGGAUGUCAAUCUCGACAGCAUCUCUAUGAUCAAUCUGAUCAUGUGCAUCGGCUUCAGCGUCGAUUUCACCGCGCAUAUCUGUUACGCCUACAUGAGGUCGAAACGAUCGCGGGCGGAGGAUCGGGUUAAAGACAGCCUGUACAGCUUAGGUCUGCCGAUCGUUCAGGGUGCCGCCUCGACGAUACUCGGCCUGAUGGCCCUCCUGUUGGCCGGCACCUACAUCUUCCUGGUAUUCUUCAAGAUGGUCUUCCUCGUGAUCUUCAUCGGCGCCCUGCACGGUAUGUUCCUGCUGCCGGUGUUGCUGUCCCUCUUCGGGCCUGGCAUCUGCAGCGGCGGCGAGAUCGAGCCCGGUGAGGCGGAGAACACGAAGAAUAGCACGCAGGAAAAGGAGCUGCAGGCGAGCAAGCUGCAACUGCAACAACAGCAGCAGCAGCAGCAGCAGAAGCAACAGCCGCCCUACGUGAUCCCGCUUCCUCAUCUAGUCUAUUACGGUCCGGGCGACAUCAAGCCGCUCCAGGACAGUCCCGCGAUGAGCAUGGCGGUGUUCGAGGAGAGGGAUCCCGGCCUGGGUACCAGCGAGGACAGCAACUCGACCGAGAGCGGCUCCUCGCAGAGCAGGAGGCGCCAGUGCAAGCAGCCGCCUCAGGAGCAGCAGGAGCAGCAGGAGCAGCAGGAGCAGCAGGAGCAGCAGGACCAGCAGGACCAACAGUCGAAUCAGAUCCGCCACGACAUGUGGAGGAGAUCCAUCGGCGUCCUGUACGGCCUGUCGCAGUUCCAGUCCGCGAACGGCGAACCCCAGCAUCCGGCGCCGGACUAUCCCGGCGCCGAGAUGCGACCGGCGCGAGGAGGCUCGGGCCAGGACAACGAACGUCCGCGAACGGCCAAUCUUCCUUGCUUAGGACCUUACGUCGCGUAUCGCCACUCGAAUCAGUUGCCGCGCGAUUACAGGCGCAGCAGAUCCUACCACAAUCUGCAGUAUCCUACAUCGACGCGGCAUUUGACGGAUCCCCGGUAUCCUUAGAGGGAAUAAAGAUAAAUUAUCGACGCGAUACGGGAGAUCCCUCGAUCGAAUUCAGUCCCUUGAAAGCAGGACUGCAGUAACAAUCGAUUUUGGGAAGAAAGAACUGCCAUAUUUUAGGUUCUCUCGAGGAAAGAUCAACGGAGUCCAUAGAUAAGUACAGCAUUUAAAAAUAGUGCAUCGAUUAUCCCGAUAUAGUCUACUUUCAACCCAAAUAAAAUCAUAUCUUCAGAGAGAAAAUAUAUUUUUUCAGAAAAUAUCAAGUUAAAUUUGAAGAAUAUCUCGUAUAUAAUUCAUAAAUUUUUCCCAAUAAUAUCUUCUCUUCGUAUUCGACGAAUACAUUUUGUAAACGUUCGUUAAACAUUACGAGCGAUCCAGAUUGGGAUAUUGGGUUAUUAUAUAUUUCGGCUUUGAAUUCCUGAGAGAGAUAACUAUAAUUGCAAUGGUGUUCAAUUAUAUGACAAUCUUGCGAGACUAUGACAAUGCAAAGGAAAGAAAAGCAAAUAGAAAGGAAACGGCGUUUUGUGCAAACACGGACUAAGACGUCCGAGUUGCGAUCCAUUAGUUUCAAGGGGCUGAACUUCAAGAGGAUUUUACUCUCAAACAGCGGGACAAGUAGGGAGUGACGCCCGAGUAUGUUCGGAUUCGUGUAAUAAUUUUUUUUUCUGCUCACUCAAUCUGAAUUUCGAUCUAUUAAAUUUAAAUUUUAUUGUGUGUUAAAUUUUAUUGUCCAAAUUUUUUUAUUAAAUUAUGUAACGAAAAAAAACAUAGAAAAAAAAAUUUAUUAUUAUAAUUAAUAUGUGGCUAUUGAGUAUGAAAUAAGAAAGGAUUCUUAAGGUACAAAGAAAUUAACGUUAAUUGUACAUUUCUUUUUUUACAUAAUUAACGCUGCCAAAAAUAUUAAUUUUGUGUACGAAACUGGAAUCUGAAAGGUUCCGGGCGCCACUGAACGAGGAUUAACAAUGUGAUUUUGAAGACUUUUUGUAUAGUAAUGCUUACUACGAAAUAAGUGGUGGAAAAACGACGUUGAAGUUGUGUCGCUACGUUUGUACUACGCAUCGAGAAAUCUUACGCACGAUAUCGAGGCUCGAAUAUUAUUUGAGGAACGAGCUGUCGCAUAGAGAGUGCCUUAAGACAAUCAGUUACAAGUAUACACAUUUAGCGACACUACAUUCCUUUGAGAAGACAUAUGGAGGAGUGUCGAUACUUCAUUAUAACUAGAAGAGAGCAGAUCUAUCAAUUCUCAAAUCUCUAUAGAGAUUUAUCGUACACGUUUUGAAUUUCUGCUUCUUCGGAGGAUCGUAUUGUUUGUCAUCGUGUAUGUGCUUGGCGCCAUUAAGCGGCCAUUUAAUCCUGCUUCAUCUGACGUGAGCAAAAUGAAUAUAAAAUGAGAUUAUACACGAUUACGUACGUCUGAUCAUUCUAAAGGUGACGAGAAUACGGGAUCUAGCUUAAAGUUCCAAAUUUUAAGUCACCCACUUGAAUCACUCGGAUUCUUAGGAUCCUGGGAUCCUCGCGAUAAUCUCUGCCGUUUUCUCCCUCCGCUGUCACUAUAGAUUCCACAAUUUUAGGUUGGCGUAUCGCGCCCUUCGCAGCCAAAGGGUUAAUCUCGUAGCACUCGCGUUGUGCAAUGUCCUUUGCACAAAGGACAAGGCGCCGAUGCGAGAGGAUAGUGCCGGGACGACGUUGCCGGCAUAUCGGGUUUAAGUUAGUCGUUAAGAAUAGCUCAAAUCGAAAGCGAUAAUAUUAUAUAUAUAAAUAUAUAUAUAUAAAUAUA